AGUGGGCCCUGCCGGGGUUGGUGGACUUGAGGUGAGGCGCUAGGUGGGUUGGUGAGUUGGUGGGUGGGCCGGGUCGUGCGGCCUCGGCUUCCGGCCUUGCCUCCCCUCGCUUUCCGCCGCGGGCCCACGAUGCCGCAGUACCAGACUUGGGAGGAGUUCAGUCGCGCGGCCGAGAAACUAUACCUCGCCGACCCUAUGAAGGCACGUGUGGUUCUCAAAUAUAGGCAUUCUGAUGGGAGUUUGUGUAUUAAAGUAACAGAUGAUUUAGUUUGUUUGGUGUAUAGAACAGACCAAGCUCAAGAUGUAAAGAAGAUUGAGAAAUUCCACAGUCAACUAAUGCGACUUAUGGUAGCCAAGGAAUCCCGCAGUGUUGCCAUGGAAACGGACUGAAUGGUUUGAAAUGAAGACUGUCAUGUUAUUAGGAAAUAAAUAUCUUUUGAGUAUGAGGAAGUGUUGGAACAGAGAAUACUUUAUGUAACUAAGCAGGCUGUUUAAAAGCCUAGAGGUCAUCUUGUGUACUUUGCCUUUUAAUGUUUACUUUAGAGAACUAGGAAUGUAAAUGCUUUCAGUCAGAAAGCCUUUAUUUAUUUUUGGAAAUUGAACAAGAAAUGCAGCUAUCUUGGAAACUUUUUGCAGAUUAUUUGAUGUUACGCAAAAAAUACAUAAUUAUUCUCUGGUAAAUUUGUAUCAGUAAUUUGAAAAUGAGACCAAGAAAAGCCAAUUCUUCCUAAAUUUACUUAAUCUUUCCUUAAAAGAAAAUUGAAUGUAACCAUUUUGCUGAGUUGAUAUAUUUCUUUUGGACCAUAAAAUUUGUGCUGUUGGUGACCAACAAAUAUAAAUAUGGUAACUGGAAUUGACUGUGCACAGCAGUAUAACUGAUGAUCUGUUGUAAUAUAGUCUCAAUUAUAUCUAAAAGUAAUUAUGAAAACUUAAACUUUCCAAAUUCAAACUAUGUUUUUUAAUAUAAGGAAUUGUAGUAUCAUUACCUUGUUGAGCAAAGACUUACUUUGAAUCUGGUUUUUAGUGCUCACAAACAACUAAAGUUACUUUAAAUGCAUGAAGAGAAUGAUCACUCAUGGGCUGAAACUACCAUCUACAGAAAUAUUUGUCUCGUAUUUCCCAUUAAUAUUUUCUCAGAAGGGCUGAUUAUUUGAACUGUUAAAUCUUUGCAUACCUCAAUGGUACCUUGUCCAUUUCCCUGUUUACUUAACCAUUGUUAAGCAUGACUGUCACAAAUGUUAUAUUUUCCAUUAAACCAGAAGUAUGAUAUUACGUGAUACUCACCGUACAUUUGGAACCUGAAUUAUAUACCUAAAUGUAAUGGUCACAUCUUGAGGCCUACAUUAAUAUAUUUUUUGUCAGGAAUCUCUUGUGUUGAGCAAAGUUCCGUGAGCCAUAUGAAUUUUGGCAUGUUUCAGAGAGGUCUGUAAGUAAAAUAUUAAAUGAAUAUAUAUUAUUUCUCUCAAGGUUUUUAACUUCACAAGAGUUACUGACUUCUUGACGGGAUGUACUGUAUUCAGUUAUUGUAAAGUGAUGGAAGUAAUUUCACUGUCUAUUUUGUUCCUUAGUACUUUUUUAUUAGAGGACUUUCUCUGGACUGUAUGUUGAUGGCAAAAUUGUUUUCUUGAUUAAGGAAAAUAAUAUCCAAUAGUGUAAGAGUUUUUUGGGUUUGGAGUUUAUUCCCCCCAGAAUUAAUGGGAUUACUGGAGCAUUUUUUUGGCCUUUUUCUUUCUCAUUUACGUCUUCCACUUUUUAACACUACUUUAUAAAGAUAACCUGGAAGGGAAAGACUGGUAUUUGAGUUCUUAUAGCCUACAGCACAGUCAUUAAGAACAGAGGCUCCAAGGCAGACUGCCUGGGCUGUAGUCUUGUCUACUGCUUCGUAACUCUGUCAUUUUAGACAAGAUACUUCUCUAAGCUUCCAUUCUCUUCUCUGGAGAUUGGGCUAACAAUAGUACUCAGAGGACUUUGGGAGAGUUAAAUGAUGUGAUUUAGUUUAAGCCCUUAGCACAAUCCCUGGAAUGUAGUAAAGGUCAAUAAAUUGUAGCUGUUAUUAUUGCUAGUAUUGUUAUGAGUGUUGGUUUUUCAGGGGAAAAGGGUAUAAGUAGCCAGCUCGUGUUUUCAUAGUUUUAAUUAAAUUAUUAUAGGUAAUGUCUGCUUUUUUUGCUGAGCCAUGUCUAUUAUUAAAUGACUUUUUUUUGGCACUUGGCAAGCAAAUUGAGAUUGCCCCCCUGGGGAGUAUCUUUUUGUGGGGAGAAACUGAACUCUAAUUCUAAAACUUGUAUUUGUUUGUGUCUGCACAAAGUAAAACUACUAAGAGAACUAGUUGGUGGUAAAAGUAUCAAAUCUCUUAAAAACAAUAUAUAAAUAAAACACUGAAUCAUAGUAUAAUCUGAA
This is a messenger RNA of Manis pentadactyla (Chinese pangolin), 2397 nucleotides long. It is a transcript of the gene SRP9, whose product is annotated as signal recognition particle 9. Bases 130 to 390 code for a protein of 86 amino acids. Gene Ontology annotation, molecular function: 7S RNA binding. Lineage: Eukaryota; Metazoa; Chordata; Mammalia; Pholidota; Manidae. The transcript has 3 exons. Gene Ontology annotation, cellular component: signal recognition particle, endoplasmic reticulum targeting. The record is from RefSeq and is a predicted model, not a curated record. Gene Ontology annotation, biological process: SRP-dependent cotranslational protein targeting to membrane; negative regulation of translational elongation.